AUGACCAGCGCCCGUCUCCAUUCCCCCGCGGGGAAACGGGCGUACGAACCCCUCGUAUCCAGCCUCCUCAACCCACACGACGCCCCGAAGCACGCGCGCGACACCUCGGACACCGCACGCUCGUCGCGCACUGAGUCCUACGACGACUCCCGCGCGUCUACCCCGGACUAUCAGCCGCUCGAGGUGAACUUCAGGCGAGCCGAUAUUGACCGCAACUGGAACGAGAAACCCGAAAAUGCUGCCGCUGCCGCCCGGCUCGUCAUCACGGGGGAGGACGAGCACGACGAGCACGUCCAUCUUGUGGGUGCCGCGGGGAGGCAGUCGGAGGAGGUGUACGAGCGAACGCUCAACUGGUGGAGGGCGGGCAUCCGGCGCAUUAUAGUGCGGCGGGUGGAGCAGGAGACGAAAUGGCUUGCUGUCAUGCAGGAACGCGUACGGACACCUCUCCUGGAUUCGUACUUCGUGUAUACGUCCUCCCUGGGGACGCACACGUUCUUCAUGGUUAUGCUGCCCAUGUUCCACUUCUUCGGCGCAGCCGAGUUCGGUAGAGGCCUUCUCCUGAUGCUCGCUGUCGGCGUGUACAUUACCUCGUUCAUGAAGGACCUGUUCUGCUGCCCGCGUCCGUUUGCGCCGCCGGUUACCAGACUCACUCUCGGCAACCAUCACUUGGAGUACGGAUUCCCCUCCACGCACUCCACGAACAGUGUCUCCAUCGCGCUAUUCUUCUUCUCGCUCGUACAGCGGCUCCACACCCCUCCCGCCGUCAAGUCUGUCGUUGAAUCUGCCGUGUCCUCAAUUAACGGCACUUCCGACGUUCUGCCCGCGGUCGAAACCCUUGUUCGGUCCGAGGCCAUAAUCUCGACUACGACAUACUGGGCUCUCAUCGGUGUCUUGGUAUUCUACGUAUUCUCCAUUGUGUACGGUCGCCUCUACACGGCCAUGCACUCCUUCACCGACUGCUUCGGGGGCAUGUUCGUCGGCGCCGCCAUCUGGGCACUGCACAUUCUCAUUGGACCCCAUGUCGACGCGUGGGUGCGCAAUAACGGCUGGAUAGUCCCUGCGGUCAUAGUGCCGCUGUGUCUGUUCCUGGUGCACAAGCACCCGCAGCCGGUGGACGACUGCCCGUGCUUCGAGGACGCGAUCGCUUUCAUCUCGGUCGUGAUGGGCGAGUUCCUGGCCCGGUGGUUCAUGCAGCACAACGGCUACGACCAAAGCUUCUUCGUGCGCGCGAUGCCGGGCAGCUCCUGGGCAACUUGGGCGGACGUCGGACUCUGGUGGACGUUCGCAGCCAUCAAGAUGGUCAUCGGCGUGUUGGCGAUCGUCAUCUGGCGCAUGCUCGCGAAGUCGAUCUGCCACUUCAUCCUCCCGCCCACCUUCCGGUUCCUCUCACACGGCCUGAAGCUGCCCAACCGCCGCUUCUACACGCCCGCGACGGACUACACGUCCAUGCCCGUGGACAAGGGCCUGCGCCCGUUCCCGUCCGUGAUCGACCUGCCCGGGAUGGUCGAGUACGAAGUCGACGGCGUGGGCGCGGACGCCGCCGCGGCCAGCACGGCACGCGGGAACGGGCUGCGCGCAUACAGCGCCGCGAUCAAGCAGCGCGGCGGUGGCGGGCGGAACAAGCAAGAAGCAGCAGUGUCGGAGUCCGAGAAGCACGCGCGCGAGACGGACGAGCGGGACGCGCAGGAGUGGGGCGCGGCGACGCGCGCGGAGGAAGAGCAGGACGUGAAACACUACGACGCUGAUGUGUUGACGAAGGUGUUCGUGUACUGUGGGAUUGGGAUGCUCGCUGCGGGCGGCAUCCCGAUCAUGUUCGAGGUGCUCGGCUGGGGGUUAAUAUGA
Molecule: messenger RNA, 1842 nt
Organism: Trametes versicolor FP-101664 SS1
Lineage: Eukaryota; Fungi; Basidiomycota; Agaricomycetes; Polyporales; Polyporaceae
Product: PAP2-domain-containing protein
Exons: 7
Coding region: 1-1842 (613 amino acids)
Cellular component (GO): endoplasmic reticulum membrane
Molecular function (GO): sphingosine-1-phosphate phosphatase activity
Source: RefSeq, a predicted model, not a curated record